AUGAAGCAAGUAUGGAGCUGCCCACAGUGUCUUGACGGCACAUUUCCAACCGUCGGCUUUGACUUCAGUUCCAGCGCUUUUAUCUGCCACCUCUGCGGCACCCGUUUGGAGAGUCUUGAACUCACCGAAGACUCUGUCGACUCUUUCCCGUCACCUGAGAAUGCUGGAAGUGGUUACAAUGGUCAGCAUGCAGGACCUCCAAAUAUUCUGAACAGCAGAGGUUCUGGGUACAUCCUCCUUCCUCCAGGAUGGAAACACCACAUUAAGCUGAGAGCCUACCCUGGUCAAGCCAACCACAUCGCAUUGUGCGGAUGCGGGAGGUCCUACGGGAACAUGUCCAAUUCCGCCAACAGCAACCUCGUCAGGCACAUCAGGGAUGAAUUGGGGGCAUACCCUACCCCCUUUUGCGACACUUGUGGCAUGGUGUUCAAGGCUCCACGGUACUUGGACACACAUAAAAAGAGGUCGAGGAAACACUCCAAUGUGUCACAUCAUGGCUCUAACGACAUGAUAUCUCGCUCUGGCUCAAAAUACGAGUGUCCUCACUGCAAGAAAAAAUUUCCCACUCGGGAUGAGCUCUACGCUCAUCUGAACAACAAGCACAGACCCGAACUCCAAGGUGCUUCCCAUCGUGGUUGAGAAUGUCUAAUACGGCUCCUAGAGGUUGACAUUACGAGUCAUGACACAUGAGCGUGUUUUUCAUCUUGAGAAGGAUAUGUCUCAUAACGCGAGGAGGGUAAAUUGAGCUGAAACUGAUACUGCUAGGCUAUGGACUAGAUGACAUUGAUCAUGGAACUACACUACAUCAUUUCCAAAUUACGCCAGAUAAUGAACAUUCUUAAUCAGCAGACAACGAU
Messenger RNA from Exophiala oligosperma, 857 nucleotides. RefSeq lists its product as uncharacterized. The coding region runs from base 1 to 639 and encodes 212 amino acids. The transcript is spliced from 2 exons. The record is from RefSeq and is a predicted model, not a curated record. NCBI's taxonomy places the organism in Eukaryota, Fungi, Ascomycota, Eurotiomycetes, Chaetothyriales, Herpotrichiellaceae.